Fusarium proliferatum ET1 is the source of this 858-nucleotide messenger RNA. RefSeq names its product putative delta3,5-delta2,4-dienoyl-CoA isomerase precursor (ech1). The coding region runs from base 1 to 858 and encodes 285 amino acids. The transcript is spliced from 2 exons. Gene Ontology annotation, cellular component: mitochondrion. NCBI's taxonomy places the organism in Eukaryota, Fungi, Ascomycota, Sordariomycetes, Hypocreales, Nectriaceae. The record is from RefSeq and is a predicted model, not a curated record. Gene Ontology annotation, molecular function: delta(3,5)-delta(2,4)-dienoyl-CoA isomerase activity.
AUGUCUUCCACCACACCUCUUCCCGCUUACACAUCUUACAAAAACAUAAUUGUCAGCUCACCAAACCCUUUCGUCGCUCAUGUCGAGAUAAACCGACCCCAAAAGCUCAACGCCUUUACCCAGGAACUAUGGCUUGAGUUUGGGCGUGUCUUCAAGCAGCUUAGCGGCGAUGAAGAUGUUCGUGCUGUUGUAGUCAGCGGCGCUGGCGAACGAGCCUUUACGGCAGGCUUGGACGUGCAGUCUGCAUCUAAUGAUGGAAUCCUCUCUGGUUCUCAGGCGGAUAUCGCCAAAAAGGCAAAGGUAGUGAGAAACCACAUUGAGGAAUUCCAGGACUCGAUUGGCGCUAUGGAGAAAUGCGAGAAACCUGUCAUUUGCGUGCUUCAUGGUGUUUCUAUUGGCCUUGCUAUUGAUAUCGCCUGCUGCGCUGACAUCCGCAUCUGCGCCUCCAACACACGCUUCGCCGUCAAGGAAGUUGACAUUGGCAUGGCCGCUGAUAUCGGAACCCUGGCACGUCUGCCCAAGCUCGUUGGCUCAACAUCGUGGGUUAAGGACGUUUGUCUCACGGCCCGAGACUUCUCAGCACAGGAAGCAUUAUCAGUAGGAUUUGUGAGCCAGGUUCACGAGGGUAAACAGGCGGCUGUGCAGGCUGCUGUGGCUCUGGCAACCACACUUGCCGACAAGAGCCCUGUUGCUGUACAGGGAACGAAGGAGCUGCUCAACCACGGCAGGGAUCAUACUGUUGCUGAGAGCUUGAGAUAUACGCAAGUAUGGAAUGCAGCGGCUGUGCAAGGCAAGGACUUUUCGUUGGCGUUGAUGAGUGGAUUGAAGAAGACGAAGCCGAGAUUUGAGAAGUUGUAG